AUGUUCUUUCCUUAUGUGGCUCUGUCUGUCUCUCUCUCUUCUACUCCUCUCUCCUUCUCUUCUCUUUCGAUCAAACAACAACAUAACCAAAACAAAUCUCUGACCUGAACCAUCUCUUAUCUCACCCGGUUAUCGGAUUUUCCAGAUCUCUUUUCGAUUUCAUUUCCCGCGAUCUUGGGUUUUUCAAAAAGAAAUGGGAAGGGGAAAGAUCGCGAUUAAGAGGAUCAAUAACUCUACGAGCCGCCAGGUUACCUUCUCCAAGCGAAGGAAUGGUUUGUUGAAGAAAGCAAAGGAGCUUGCGAUUCUCUGCGAUGCUGAGGUUGGUGUUAUCAUCUUCUCUAGCACUGGUCGGCUCUACGAUUUCUCCAGCUCCAGCAUGAAAUCAGUCAUAGAGCGAUACACCGAUGCCAAAGGGGAAACCAGUUCGGAAAAUGACCCCGCUUCAGAAAUUCAGUUCUGGCAAAAGGAGGCUGCAAUUCUAAAGCGACAGCUACAUAACUUGCAAGAAAACCACCGGCAAAUGAUGGGGGAAGAGCUCUCUGGACUAAGUGUAGAUGAUUUACAGAAAUUGGAAAAUCAGCUUGAAUUGAGCCUCCGUGGCGUUCGGAUGAAAAAGGAUCAAAUGUUAAUCGAAGAAAUACAAGAACUUAACCGAGAGGGGAAUCUCGUGCACCAAGAGAAUUUAGACCUCCACAAGAAAGUAAACUUAAUGCACCAACAGAAUCUGGAAUUACAUGAAAAGGUUUCAGAGGUUGAGGGUGUGAAAAUCACAAACAAAAAUUCUCUUCUCACAAAUGGUCUAGACAUGAGAGAUAACUCGAGCGAACAUGUCCAUCUUCAGCUCAGCCAACCGCAGCAUGAUGAGACACAUGCAAAAGCUAUCCAACUCAACUACUUUUCCUUCAUUGCAUAAUAUAUAAGUGGUGUGCAUACGCACACACUUAUGUUGACCUCUCGUUCGGAAUCAUAUCUCAAUUUAACUGUUGCAGCUUGUUACUGCAUAAGCAAAGAAACAUAAACAUGAUCAGUUUGCAAUCCAUUUCUAUCAAACACCAGCUUUGUAACUCUUUCAAAAAACUUCUUUCUCCCUGCAAAAUAACUUUGUAACUGUUGGUUUGGAGCUUAAGCCAAUGAGUAGUUUGAUGAUCAUAGGAAAUGAGUGUUUUCACAUAA
Messenger RNA from Capsella rubella, 1173 nucleotides. Its product is annotated as agamous-like MADS-box protein AGL16. NCBI's taxonomy places the organism in Eukaryota, Viridiplantae, Streptophyta, Magnoliopsida, Brassicales, Brassicaceae. The coding region runs from base 194 to 913 and encodes 239 amino acids. Gene Ontology annotation, molecular function: protein dimerization activity; DNA-binding transcription factor activity, RNA polymerase II-specific; RNA polymerase II cis-regulatory region sequence-specific DNA binding. Gene Ontology annotation, cellular component: nucleus. The record is from RefSeq and is a predicted model, not a curated record. Gene Ontology annotation, biological process: positive regulation of transcription by RNA polymerase II. The transcript is spliced from 8 exons.